AUACCUUUUGCAAAUUGAGCUCGCGCAUCGACAAGAAAACCAGGUCUCGCCAUGGCAACGAAGUAGGUAUAAAUUGUUAGCAGGACAACAAGAAUGGCUGCUGAAUGCAUUGGUGCACCGUUUUUUCGAUACAGAUUUCCCGAUGUUGUUUCAAUACAACCUGAAAAAAGUGAUGUUGUAUGGGUAAACAGACGCUACACUCCAACAGAUCUUAGAGUCACAACUCCAGUUCAGCGAUGGAAAUUUCUAGUCCAGCCAAUACCAGAGAACUUGAGUAGCAUCCCAAAAGCAUGGCGUUACCAAGUUGACGCACCUUCUGAGUACCAUGCUCGUGACAAAGAAGAAUCAAGAUUACUGCCUUAUUCUCAUGCAACAAGAUGUGAAGAAUGGUCAACACUAAGACAAAUUCUUCCCUCUCGGGGCUACAUUAACAAGGUUGCUUCUCCAAGAUGGGGCACUGGUCCACCGAACAGAAAUUUCAACUAUAUGAAAGAAGCACCAAGUCGGUUUCCUCAUAUCAACAGCCCCAUGACCAGAUAUGUUGAUGACAUGCAUGUAAACCACAGAAAGUUCAAACUUCAUUAGGAUUGCUUGCAAAAUCCUUUUAAAAAUAGUUAUUGUAUUAUAU
This is a messenger RNA of Dendronephthya gigantea, 628 nucleotides long. RefSeq lists its product as uncharacterized. NCBI's taxonomy places the organism in Eukaryota, Metazoa, Cnidaria, Anthozoa, Malacalcyonacea, Nephtheidae. Bases 94 to 585 code for a protein of 163 amino acids. The record is from RefSeq and is a predicted model, not a curated record. The transcript has 3 exons.